Rotaria sp. Silwood1 is the source of this 1020-nucleotide messenger RNA. The record is from the annotation of a GenBank genome assembly. NCBI's taxonomy places the organism in Eukaryota, Metazoa, Rotifera, Eurotatoria, Philodinida, Philodinidae.
AUGAUUGUUCGAUUGGUAUCACUCGUUCUUAUCUUUUAUCUGUGGACAAUUAUUAUCAAUGAAACAAAUACAAUAGAAACGAUCAUUGACAUCUACUCGGAGAAUAUAACUAUCAUAUGGGAACCUUUUCAUAUAAAAAGAUGUGCAAAUAGAACCGAAAUAAGUUUAUCACUAUUCAUAUGUAAAUCAAAUGAAAGUUAUCUUGAAGUUACUGAUAUAUCUUGUCGACAAGAGAAAAUACUCACUUUUGAUCAAACAGCAUGUUCGCCAACUACAUUUCAAUCACUAGUAUUGACUACUGAAAAAAUACAAACAACAAAAUCAACAACUAGAUCUACAUUAGGACUAUAUGGAUGUCCAGAAAAAAAUAAGAUUGGUCAAUAUUGUAAUAUCUCAAAUGAUAUAUGUAAAAUGUUAGGACCAUGUAAAAAUCAAGGACAUUGUUAUUUCAAUGAAACUCUUCCAUUACAAUAUAUGUGUCAAUGUCCAGUGGGAUUUUCAGGUUAUGAUUGUGAAUAUGAUAACAGAAUAUGUAAAAAUAAUACAUGUUGGCAUGAUGGAGAUUGUGUUGAAAUGAAUGGAACUGUGUCUAUUAAUAAUCAAACAACAUUUAAAUGUAUAUGUGAAUAUGGUUAUGAUGGAGCACGAUGUGAAUUAAUACGUGAUAUGUGUGUUAAUAUAACCUGUAAAAAUAAUGGUAUUUGUUUUUCAUCCUAUCUAUCAUGGACAUGUCAUUGUCUUGAUUCUUCACUUUAUUCUGGAAAAUAUUGUGAACAUAAAAGUACAUUAUUAGUAGCUAAACAAGCAUUAAGUAAAUCAUUCGCAUCAAUAGCUAUUGCAGCUAUUAUUGCUGUUUUUUUAUUUGUUAUUAUCAUGGAUAUAUUGAAAUAUGUAUUUAAAAUUGAUCCAGUUGAUCGUGAACGACGAUUAAUGAAAUUAGAACAAAAGAAAAAACAUUUAAAUAAAAAUAGAAAAAAACGAUUUAGAAAAGUUCCUUUAAAAGUUUUUUAUAUAUCUUAA